GCCCGAUGACGCGAAGGUGGCCAGCAUUCGUGAUUGGCCACGACCUCAGUCCGUGACUGAGAUGAGAUCUUUCUUAGGAAUGACNGAAGGGUUGAAGCCCGAUGACGCGAAGGUGGCCAGCAUUCGUGAUUGGCCACGACCUCAGUCCGUGACUGAGAUGAGAUCUUUCUUAGGAAUGACAGGCUACUACCGGACUUUUGUAAAGAAGUAUAGCAUAGUGGCCGCUCCUUUGACUGAUCUGACCCGCCUUGACACCCCUUGGGAGUGGACAGAUGAGUGCGAGGCUGCUUUCAGAUAUCUAAAGCAUGCAUUGACGCACUAUGAAGUCUUGAAGCUACCCGAUCCUGAUAAGCCAUUUAUAGUAACCACGGAUGCUAACCAAUAUGGCAUUGGCGCCGUGCUUGCGCAGCAGGAUGGGCCAAAGUUGAGGCCAGUCGAGUACAUGUCAAAGAAGAUGCCGUCUCAGAAGUUGGCAAAGUCCACCUAUGAGAAGGAACUCUACGCCAUGUACAAGGCUCUAACCCAUUGGAGGCACUAUCUCCUUGGGAGGUUCUUCAUCCUUAGGACUGAUCAUCAGACCUUGAGAUGGAUGAGAACGCAGCCAGUACUUUCCGACGCCCUGAAGCAUUGGAUCGAGGUCAUUGAGCAGUAUGACUUCGACCCCCAGUAUUUAAAAGGGGAGUACAACAAGGUGGCUAAUGCCUUGUCGCGUAGACCUGAUUUCUCAGGUGCGCUGAUUACUAAGUUCGAGUUAAACGACGACGUGUCUCGAUCAUUGGUCGAGGCCUAUCGAGAAGAUCAGUUUAUGACAGAGAUCAUCCGCAGACUCGAGGCGAAGGACAAACAGACUUCAGCUGAGUUUGAGAUGGUCAAUGGCAUGCUGUUUCUCGAGAAGGAGGGGAAUAAACGAUUGUGUGUCCCUAGUAGCGAGUCUUUGCAUAGUUUAUUUUUAGGAGAGUGUCAUGAUGCCACCGGCCAUUUUGGGUUCAAAAAGACCGCAGCCAAUUUGCUGCAGAGGUUUUGGUGGCCCACGAUGAUGAAAGAUGCCAAGUUGUAUGUGGAGACUUGUCAAGUUUGCCAACGAGACAAGCCUCGUACUCAGGCUCCUCUGGGGCUGAUCAAGCCCCUUCCGAUUCCGGAGAGGCCGGGUGAGAGCCUGUCCAUGGACUUCAUGGAUACGCUAGUCACCAGCAAGAGUGGGAUGAGGCAGAUCUUUGUCAUCGUGGAUAGGUUUAGUAAGUUUGCUAGGCUAGUAGCAAUGCCUGAGACAGCAAAGACUGAGUACGUGAUUAAGAUGUUCAAAGAAAAUUGGGUGAGAGAUUUCGGAUUGCCCAAGUCUAUUGUAAGCGAUCGAGAUGUCAGGUUUACAAGCGAGUUAUGGAAGGCCGCUGCAGCCGAACAGGGAACUCAACUGCAGAUGACUUCUGAGAAUCAUCCCGAAGCCAACGGCCAGGCCGAACAGAUGAACUGCGCUGUGCAACACCUGUUGAGGCAUUAUAUCAAGCCCAACCAGGUGGACUGGGACGAAAAGCUCGCACUUGUCGCCAAUCUGUACAAUAACGCUGUACACAGCGCUACAGGGGUCGACAACCUCUACUCCGGCGUCCAUCAACGGAGUCGGUACUGCAGUGUGCAAGUAAUCUCGCAGUUGUGCCAUGAGCACAUUGCAAUGCGGUUUCGGCAAUCGUCCGGUCGGGGGAACGGGCAUCCACUGGAAGUCCGUGAACGUCAGAGGGUCGAGUACCUCAAGUCUUGACCACGACGAUGAAUCCCCGGCGAUAGAUGGCGGCGAAGCUCCCGAAU
This is a messenger RNA of Chara braunii, 1803 nucleotides long. The record is from the annotation of a GenBank genome assembly. Lineage: Eukaryota; Viridiplantae; Streptophyta; Charophyceae; Charales; Characeae.